CCCUGGGCUCGCUGCCCUCCCCACUCCCUUCCGGCUCGCCGGCGCGUCCUCGCUCUCUCGGUGGUUUCGGCUUCUUUCACCCUCUGCUCUUGCUUGUCGCAAUCGCUGUACAAAGGGCCGGGGGCGGGAGUGGGGGGCGGGCGAGGGGAGCCGGGCCCGAACUGGCUCCCUCGGCGGGGCCGCGGCCAAUCCGGAGCGCGCCCCCCCGCGCGGGAGGGCCCUGGGCAGCCUCUCGCGGCCGGGCGGAGCCGCGGGCAGAGUGGGGAGCUCGCGGAGGGGACGGCCCCACCGCCCGCCGCCCGCCGCCCGCCGCUCGCCAGGGGCUCUCCUGCCUCGCCAUGCCGCCGUGGGGCGCCGCCCUCGCCCUGCUCCUGGCCGCGCUCGCCCUGCUUGGCCUGCUCGCUCCGCGGCUGCGGCGCCCCGGGAGGCGCGCCGUCGGAGCGAGGACCCCUCCGGGGGCCCGGGUCCAGGACCACGCGGAGGAGGGGGACGGCGGAGGGCCCGCAGACCGGUUUGACGACCGGCGUGAGCCGCUGCCCGGCGGGUGCAGGCUCAUCUGUAAGCCGUCGGCGCUGGCCCAGUGCCUGCUGCGCGCCUUGCGACGCUCGGCAGCGCUGGAGCCGGGCCCGCGCUCCUGGCUGUCUGGGCCCCACCUGCAGACCCUCUGCCACUUCGUGCUGCCGGUGGGGCCCGGGCCUGAGCUGGCCCGGGAGUACCUGCAGUUGGCGGACGACGGGCUGGUGGCCCUCGACUGGGUCGUAGGACCUUGCGCCCGGGGCCGCCGGGUCACCAACGCCGGGGGCCUUCCUGCGGUGCUGCUGGUGAUCCCCAAUGCGUGGGGGCGCCUCACACGCAACGUGCUCGGCCUCUGCCUGCUCGCGCUGGAGCGCGGCUACUACCCGGUCAUCUUCCACCGCCGCGGCCACCACGGCUGCCCGCUGGUCAGCCCCCGGCUGCAGCCUUUCGGGGACCCGUCCGAUCUCAAGGAGGCGGUCACUUACAUCCGCUUCCGACACCCGGCGGCCCCGCUCUUCGCGGUGAGCGAGGGCUCGGGUUCGGCGCUGCUGCUGUCCUACCUGGGCGAGUGCGGCUCCUCCAGCUACGUGACGGGGGCCGCCUGCAUCUCGCCGGUGCUGCGCUGCCGCGAGUGGUUCGAGGCCGGCCUGCCCUGGCCCUACGAGCGGGGCUUUCUGCUCCACCAGAAGAUCGCCCUCAGCAGGUAUGCCACGGCCCUGGAGGACACAGUGGAUACCCGCAAACUGUUCAGGAGCCGCUCCCUGCGAGAGUUUGAGGAGACCCUCUUCUGCCACACCAAGAGUUUCCCCAUCACCUGGGACACCUACUGGGACCACAACGACCCCCUUCGGGAUGUAGACGAGGCUGCCGUGCCUGUGCUGUGUAUCUGCAGCGCUGAUGACCCCGUGUGCGGGCCCCCAGACCACUUUCUGCCGACUGAGCUCUUUCACAGCAACCCCUACUUCUUCCUCCUGCUCAGUCGCCACGGAGGCCACUGUGGCUUCCUGCGCCGAGAGCCCUUGCCAGCCUGGAGCCACGAGGUCAUCUUGGAGUACUUCCGGGCCUUGACUGAGUUCUUCCGAACGGAAGAGAGGAUGAAAGGGCUGAGCAGGCGCAGAGCUUCGGUCCUAGGGGGCCGGCGACGGUGGGGAACCCUGCAGAGGCGGGAGAUCUCUCCCUCUUCCAAUCUGGAGGAGAUCUUUAGCUGGAAACGCUCAUAUACAAGGUGAGACCUAGCCCGGGAACCCCCCAAGUUCUGUAAGGAAGAGCAGAGCUGGGCAUGGGAGAGUCGUCAGAAGUGAUGAGGACCGAAUGGGGCAAGCAGCUCCAGCUCUUUGCCGCUGGUUCAGCCCCUUCUCUCUUAAACUGGUCUGUGGAAAGACAUGGAAGUUCCAGCAAGCUGGCGCCGCCUUUACCCUGAACGGAACUCCUGCCCAGACUCUGCUCAACACACUCCUGCUCAUCCUGGUCAGCAGCUGGGCAUUCCCAGUCAUUGUCUCCUGUUACCAACCUCAUAAGCCAAAGAAUAGCAUCGUUUAAGUCCCUGGACUCAAGAGAAAAUGCUCUCUCACUAGCAAUGACUACAGAGAAGAUGAGUGUAUGUGUGUCACUGGGCAGCCCUGUCCCACAUAAAUAAUCAGCUCUGUGACCCUGAUUCUCAAGCUGGAGCCACUUAAUGUAGUGAGGGCAGGAAGUUUGUGUCUUGGUCCCGCUUCCCUCAUUUUGUCCUGUGGUUGUGGAGCUCUGCUGACGUCACGCGGCCGCAGCUCUGGAAGCGGGCUCACAGUGUUACACUUGUGAGUGUGAGAAAGGUGGCAGAGGCAGUAAGUGCUGUGCUGAAACUGGGUUGGUGAGACAAGGUUGAGAGUAUGAACGUCUGUGUCUGGGAUACUGAGGUCCGGUCGUUCAGACAAGUUCUGCAAGUCUUGGUUGGGAAAGGGGCCGAUCUGCGGCUUCAGCUGAAACCUCAAGCCUUCCUGGAGAGAUCCCCCAGAUGAUUUUGGGAAUGGGAAGUCCUCGCACGCAGGGUCUGCUGGACCAUGGCUCAAGGAGCCAGACUCUUGGGCACGCUAGCUGCUCCCUCCAGUACUUUUUUGGGAGAUUACUCCAGAAAGCCCUAGCCAGAGCCAUUUUCUCCUGAAACGUGGGCUUUCUGUAAGUGGUGAAAAGUGUAAACCUCAUAUCUUAGGUGUCUUCUGGUUAGUUGCCCUGUUUUCUGACACUACUACUAGUCCCUCCCUCUCCAGAGCCUGCAGAGACAUCUGGGACCAGAGAAAACAAAAGUUCCAAGAGGUUGGCUAGAGCUGACACAGUGAUUUAUGAAUAUUUCACAUCUCUAUGCUCUUUCUGCUGAAUUAUUCAAAAAGCCAUCCAUGUAGAUGCAGAAAAAGCUUCUUGCUGGAUCUGGCCACUCAGUGACUGUUUGGUUUUAUGAGAAAUAAUGCUGAAGACCAGAGUUAAAUAAGGCAUUGUACAGAUUGAUCCACAUAUCCUGUUUUGGAUAAGGCCGUUACACAACAUAAUAGGACAUCCCGUUCCAUGUGCUGCUAAGAGCUUUGCCCUGAAAUUUUAUUUUAAUUUGUCAUCAAGAAAGAGGGCACCUGUGUUGACAGGAGGUUCUAUCCUGGCCUUACAAACAGCAAAGCAAUUUUAAAGAGGAGAGAUGUUUACCAAAAGUCAUGUCCUAAGGCUUGGUAUGAGGAAUUCCUGGGGCCGUGAUUUCAGGUUUGGAUAAUCUUAACCCAGCCUCAUUCUUCUAGAUCAAACAAGAAGAAAGUCUGAACUAUCCGAGAAUCUAAAUGGAAAUGUAGAUAACACUCAGUUGUCUAAGGUACAUUAUCCUGUCAUGAAAAAAUUACCUCUCUCCUUCCCCACUUCUUGCUCCUCCUCAUCCACAUUCCUCAUCUAACAUCCUCUCACCGUUUCUGAGCAGUUGAAAUAACAAGGAACUGAAAUCUAAA
Equus quagga is the source of this 3476-nucleotide messenger RNA. RefSeq names its product abhydrolase domain containing 15 (gene ABHD15). The record is from RefSeq and is a predicted model, not a curated record. Lineage: Eukaryota; Metazoa; Chordata; Mammalia; Perissodactyla; Equidae. The coding region runs from base 339 to 1745 and encodes 468 amino acids. The transcript is spliced from 2 exons. Gene Ontology annotation, molecular function: short-chain carboxylesterase activity; monoacylglycerol lipase activity.